This is a messenger RNA of Phanerochaete carnosa HHB-10118-sp, 585 nucleotides long. RefSeq lists its product as uncharacterized. The record is from RefSeq and is a predicted model, not a curated record. Bases 1 to 585 code for a protein of 194 amino acids. The transcript has 3 exons. Lineage: Eukaryota; Fungi; Basidiomycota; Agaricomycetes; Polyporales; Phanerochaetaceae.
AUGGACGUUGACCUUGCUACACAAGAAGGCUUGGAACAGCUUGGUAUUGAUCAAGACGGUGUCGACAAUGGAAUGCCCACUGCUCCAGAGUUCAACAUGCCAUUCAUGAUGUGCUAUGGUCUCAAUGGAAAUCCCACUGGUUCAAACAAACAUGACGAUGGCAACAAUGACAGCUCCGCAAAGAAGCUUCGUAGAGCCCUCUUCUUGACUCUUUCACCGACCGGCUCCUUCAUUGGAAGUACCCCACCUUCAGAGCACUCACCAAGUAUGAAUGGCAAGAAUGAAGAUGAGGGUGACAGUCGGGAGGAUGUUGACGAGACUGAAGAAGAUCCCACAAAUGGCGUCGCGCUGACGCUACGAAACAAAGCUCUCAAGAGACAUAAAGCCAAUGACAGCAGCAGACACACUGCCACUGUUCCAACCACUCUCGCAAGCAAUGCCACCACACUCAUUAGCAAUCCUCACGCUACUGCACUUCCCAGUGACACGAGCAACUCCACAGCACUUGCCGGCAACACAGAUGCUACUGACAGAGUACAAGCCACGCUCCUGCAUUGGCUUCUUGAGCAGUGUGUCAAUAACUGA